Messenger RNA from Mauremys mutica (yellowpond turtle), 3579 nucleotides. It is a transcript of the gene GPHN, whose product is annotated as gephyrin. Bases 73 to 1968 code for a protein of 631 amino acids. Lineage: Eukaryota; Metazoa; Chordata; Testudines; Geoemydidae. The record is from RefSeq and is a predicted model, not a curated record. Gene Ontology annotation, molecular function: molybdopterin molybdotransferase activity. The transcript has 20 exons. Gene Ontology annotation, biological process: postsynaptic neurotransmitter receptor diffusion trapping; Mo-molybdopterin cofactor biosynthetic process; glycine receptor clustering. Gene Ontology annotation, cellular component: cytoplasm; postsynaptic membrane; dendrite.
CGCCGCUCUCGUGCUCCCUGUCCCCCUCCCCCCUCUCGCCUCCCUGUCAGUGCGGUGGCUGCGCUGGGAAACAUGGCGUCGGAGGGAAUGAUUUUAACCAACCACGACCAUCAAAUCCGCGUCGGGGUCCUCACAGUGAGUGACAGUUGCUUCAGGAACCUUGCUGAAGACCGCAGUGGGAUAAACCUUAAAGAUCUGGUCCAAGACCCAUCUUUGUUGGGUGGGACUAUAUCUGCAUACAAGAUAGUGCCAGACGAAAUUGAAGAAAUCAAGGAGACACUGAUAGACUGGUGUGAUGAAAAGGAACUUAACUUGAUUUUGACAACUGGAGGAACAGGGUUUGCACCACGAGACGUCACUCCAGAGGCCACUAAAGAAGUAAUAGAGCGAGAGGCCCCAGGGAUGGCCCUGGCAAUGCUGAUGGGAUCACUUAAUGUUACUCCUCUGGGCAUGCUCUCUAGACCUGUAUGUGGAAUCAGAGGAAAAACUCUCAUAAUUAACCUGCCAGGCAGCAAGAAAGGGUCACAGGAAUGUUUUCAGUUUAUACUGCCAGCCCUACCUCAUGCCAUUGACCUUUUGCGGGAUGCCAUUGUAAAAGUAAAGGAGGUACACGACGAACUUGAAGACCUACCUUCACCGCCACCUCCUCUUUCUCCUCCUCCAACCACCAGCCCACACAAACAGACAGAAGACAAAGGUGUACAGUGCGAGGAAGAGGAGGAAGAGAAGAAGGAUAGUGGAGUUGCCUCAACAGAGGACAGUUCCUCUUCACAUAUAACUGCUGCAGCCAUUGCAGCUAAGAAGCAUCCAUCCUACACCAGUUCUGCUGUUAUCAUGGCAAAAGGUGAACAGCCCAUCCCGGGUCUCAUCUGUUAUUACCAUCACGCAGCAGGCAGUGCAGGAGAACCGAUUCCAGACUCCAUCAUUUCUCGUGGUGUUCAGGUGCUCCCACGAGACACAGCCUCUCUCAGCACUACUCCUUCAGAAUCUCCUCGUGCCCAGGCCACCUCUCGUCUCUCCACUGCAUCCUGCCCAACACCAAAACAAAUUAGACGGCCGGAUGAAAGCAAAGGAGUUGCUAGUAGAGUUGGAUCCCUCAAAGUCCAGUCCAGGUGCAGUAGCAAGGAGAACAUCCUCAGAGCCAGUCACAGUGCCGUCGACAUUACCAAGGUGGCCAGAAGACAUCGCAUGUCUCCAUUCCCAUUGACAUCUAUGGACAAAGCCUUCAUCACAGUUCUGGAGAUGACCCCAGUGCUCGGAACAGAAAUCAUCAAUUACCGAGAUGGAAUGGGCCGAGUUCUUGCUCAAGAUGUUUAUGCAAAAGACAACCUACCCCCCUUCCCAGCAUCGGUAAAAGAUGGAUACGCUGUCAGAGCUGCUGAUGGCCCUGGGGAUCGAUUCAUCAUUGGGGAAUCCCAAGCUGGUGAGCAGCCAACUCAGACUGUGAUGCCUGGUCAGGUAAUGCGGGUUACAACAGGAGCUCCAAUCCCCUGUGGUGCUGAUGCUGUGGUGCAAGUAGAAGACACAGAACUCAUCAGGGAAUCAGAUGAUGGCACUGAAGAGCUAGAAGUACGAAUUCUGGUGCAGGCUCGACCAGGCCAAGAUAUCAGACCUAUAGGACACGACAUUAAAAGAGGUGAAUGUGUGCUGGCUAAGGGAACUCACAUGGGUCCAUCGGAGAUUGGUCUCUUAGCAACUGUUGGGGUAACAGAAGUAGAAGUUAACAAAUUUCCAGUCGUUGCAGUCAUGUCAACAGGGAAUGAGUUGUUGAAUCCUGAGGAUGACCUCUUACCAGGAAAGAUCCGUGACAGUAACCGUUCAACUCUCCUAGCUACAAUUCAAGAACACGGCUACCCAACAAUCAACUUGGGAAUUGUGGGAGAUAAGAAGCCAGAUGCUUUUAAAGAAGAAGGGACACAGAGCUUCCAGAACACAGCGGAGACAGGCCUACCAGAUUGCCAUCUCUGAAUGUAUGGCAUCUAUCCCAUCUUGCAUGAGGGCUCUGGAAGAACAUCAACUUUGGCACCAUGUCUAGUCUUAGACCCACCUGUGCACUGUCAUCUUUCUUAGUGCCAGCAACCUCUUUGGUGUUAUUACUUCGUGUAGUAUCAAUCAUCAGUAACAUUCCCUUCCAACCACAGCUGAAAAUGUUCCACCUCAGAAAUGAAAACAUUUGAGUGCAUCCAUAUUGUGUGUGAGGAAAAGGACAAAAAAGAAUUUAACAGUCUUAAUGGUCUCGAGACUCAUAGGUGAAAACCCUGCUAACUUUUUGAAAGAACUAAGGGACCUGCUGGUAAGUAUUGUGCUGGAAUCCUCAAGGGUCACUGAUCUCAGCUUCAGUUCAAAGACCAGGAAUAAUUUAGUAUUUAAUCUCCUGGUUCACAAAGAAACCAUGAGAUUAUGUCAGGCUGUCUCUGGAUUCUUACACUGGACCUGACCUGCAGCCUAGGACGGGCCUUUGGAGAUACCACAAACACCCGACCUCUCUGGUCAGACCACUAUCUGCAAUCCUCAGUACAGGAGGUGAGGAGGGGUGAAAAAGGGGUGUGGCUGGAGUAUACUACACUCUGGCUAUCCCCAAAUUGGGGCUCAUAGCCAGCUGGUGAAGUUUAGAAUAGCCCUCCAGCUACUCUGAUCUAUGCUGAAGUUGAUAUAGAACUAGCUCCAGCAUCACUGCAACCAGCUUCCUCACGGCCCGCAGGGUGUACCCAGCCCUACAGCUCUACUUUCUAUGAUCUUAUGAAAAAAACAUUUAAUUUUUUCAACCUGUAACUGUCUUGUUUUCAAGUACAGUAGCUGGAGGCCAAGAAAGAUGACCCAAUUCUGCCUUCGUAUACACAGGCAUACAUCUACAGUACCUAUUUUGCAUGCAAUUCUCCUUCUGUCUCUCUCUCUCUCAUGAAUUUGUAAAGCACCCAUCACAAUAAAUUAAAAGUGGUAAAUGUACAAAUUUUACUGGUACGGUUUUCCAAAAGAGUCCCCUCAGUGUUUGAAACAUGGAUGUAUAAAGCCAUGGCUGAUGCAUAAAGGAGUAAGAAUGUCAUAAGUGGUUUCAUUAGUCAUCCAACCAAUAUAGCAGCAUGGUAAUCUGCCAACAUGUUAACAAAAAGAAUAGGAAAUAACCAACAGAUACUGAGAGCUUCAUUUGAGUGAAUGAGACUAGUGCAAAAGAGAAUUCUGUGGAGAUGGUCCAGGAAAUCUGUAACAAGCUCUGGAAGUUGUAGAAUGACAGCACCUUGAUAAUUAAAUCCCUGCUAAAUGCUCCAGUUCAAUUUUGCAAACUCCACUGCUCCUGUUGCAGAAUGAUAGGUGAUGCGGCAUGCUGUCUGUGUUGUUACUUGUUUUCCAGAUUAAGUAGCAUAACAGAAUGAUCUAACUGCAUGAGUUUCAAACUGCUGAUAUAAUGGGUUGUGUCACAGAAGGGGUUACCUGCUUUAAAAAAUGUUACAGUAAAAUCUCAUAAAUCAACAACAGGAUCAGCAAAAAUGAGCGAUCUAGCCGACUUUGGUCUCUAUCUGAAGGUCAAAUAAAAUUGUACUAUAAAUGUGGGGAUACUUUAAAGUGGUGCUUUUAGAUACU